GGGAUCGGGCAGAGAGCAGAUCCCGAAUCGCAUCCCGGGUGAAGAUGUCUUCCCUCCGGGUCAGCCCCAGCGCCCGCUCCCUGCCGAGGUCCAUGACUGUCCGUACGGUUCCCCGGAGUUUCUCGGUCGCCUCCUCGGCUUUGCUGAACGAUUCCCCCCGGGUGGACAUCGACCCCCAACUGCGGCUCGCCCGGAACCAGGAGAAGGAGGAGAUCAAGGGGCUGAACAACAAGUUCUCGGAUGUCAUCAGCCGGGUGCGUAAGCUGGAACAGGAGAACCAGGUUCUGGAGACACGAUGGGAACUUCUGCAACAGACAGACACGUACAAAUCAAAUGCUGAUAAAAUCAUCAACAUGUUCUGCAACAAACUGAAGCAGCAGCUGACUGACCUGGAGAGGGAGAGAGACCGCUUGAAGGGGCAGAUCACGCAGACAGAGCAAAUGGUCGAAGACUUCAAAGGAAAAUAUGAGGAUGAGAUUAACUCUCGUACAUCACUGGAGAAUGAAUUUGUUAUCCUUAAAAAGGAAGUGGAUGAUGCCUAUUUUCAAAAAGUGGAGCUGGAAUCGAAGCUGGAAUAUCUGACCAAUCUGAUCGAGUUCCUGAAGCUGCUGUAUGCUGAGGAAAUCCAGGAGCUUCAGUCACAGGUUCAGAGUACAGCCGUCACCCUGAAAGUCAACAACAGCCGCCAACUGGACAUGAAACAAAUGAUUGAAGACAUGAAGCGGCAGCAUGCUGAAAUUGCAGCUCGGAACAAGGCUGAAGCUGAGACCUGGUACCAGAAUAAGUUAUUGGAACUAGAGAAUGACAAAAGCAGACAGAACGCUGAGCUCAGAAAUGCAAAGAAUGAGUUUGCUGACCUCACACGCUACCUACAAAAGAUGCGGUCUGACGCUGAUGGACUUCAGAACCAGCGUGCCUCAAUGGAGUCUAAUAUUGGGGAAGCGGAGGAACGUGGACAGAUUGCCAUCAACGAGGCCAAGAACCGUAUCAACCAAUUGCAGGAGAGUCUCCGUAAGGCGAAUACAGAUAUGGCUGAACAGAUGCGUGAACAUCAGGAACUGCUGAACUCCACAAUGGCACUGGACAUGGAGAUCGCCACCUACAGAAAAUUACUGGAUGGCGAGGAGGAGAGAGAUGGAGCUCCAGCCAGUGGAACCGUUACUCGAGUGGUCAGCUCAUCAGCUGUUCCAAAGGGAACCAUGGUCAGGACAAGAUCCAAAUACAUGUCUUAAAUUCACUCGGUCACCGAGGAUGGUUUGAGAGGGAAGGAAACAGGAAUCUAUUCUUCUCUAACCAAACAGCCUAUCACUGGCUGCUUCACCUGUGAAGAUGCUCCCUCCAGGUCAUCAGGACAAAUGAACAACAGACCUGGACAGGCGACAGCAAACAAUCUUUUUCUUGUUUGGAACUAGGUUUUAAUUCUCUUUCAGUAAAAGAUCUAAUGUUGAAUAAACUCUGUUUCACUGAUCACUCA
Molecule: messenger RNA, 1474 nt
Organism: Carcharodon carcharias (great white shark)
Lineage: Eukaryota; Metazoa; Chordata; Chondrichthyes; Lamniformes; Lamnidae
Product: keratin, type II cytoskeletal 8-like
Exons: 8
Coding region: 45-1232 (395 amino acids)
Cellular component (GO): keratin filament
Source: RefSeq, a predicted model, not a curated record